Scutellospora calospora is the source of this 2253-nucleotide messenger RNA. The record is from the annotation of a GenBank genome assembly. NCBI's taxonomy places the organism in Eukaryota, Fungi, Glomeromycota, Glomeromycetes, Diversisporales, Gigasporaceae.
AUGACUUUGAAUGAAAAUUCAAGCCUAACAUCUAAAAUUAUGAGCUUUUGGAAUUCAUUUCAGAAUCAAUAUGAUCCUAUACAACCUCGUAAUACAAGUCGACAUGCUCAUAAUUUUGCUCGAAUACGGAAGACUCUGCUCGAUACGACUGCAAAAUUUAAUAACCGAGAUGAUAAAGCAUUGGAAGAAAUUAAAAGAUAUGAAGAUUUUAUGACAAUUGAUUGGGUUCAAGAUGCUAUAUAUGAACGAUCGAGAAUGAAUGCAUUACGAAGUGCAGCGAUAGAAAAUAGGUUUUCAUGGAAUACUUGGUUUCGUCUUUCUUACGAAUCAAGUCAAGCCUGGAUUGUUGUAUCGAUAGUUGGUGCAAUUAUUGGCCUUAAUGCGGCAUUAACUGACAUUAUCACAGAGUGGCUUUCAGAUAUAAAAUUUGGUUAUUGUAAGAAUUCUUGGUGGUUAAAUCAGAAAUUUUGUUGUUGGGAGGUUGAGAGGCCAGCUCCAUAUGGAGCUGGUUCUGGUAUUUCUGAAAUAAAAUGUAUUUUAGCCGGGUUUAUUAUGAAAGGAUUUUUGGGUGGUCGUACAUUGAUACUGAAAAGUGUGAGUUUGCCUUUGGCCAUUGCGUCAGGAUUAAGUGUUGGAAAGGAAGGUCCCUCAGUGCAUACGGCUGCUUGUGUUGGAAAUGUUGUUUCAAAACUGUUUGGAAAAUAUACCAGAAACAAAGCUAAAAUGCGUGAAAUUUUGUCUGCCUCAUGCGCGGCUGGUGUAGCUGUCGCUUUUGGUUCACCAAUUGGAGGUGUAUUAUUUUCAUUCGAGGAAAUGAGCUCAAAUUUUCCUAUGAAAACUAUGUGGCGUAGCUUUUUUUGUGCAUUAGUAGCAACUGCUGUUUUGCAGGCUAUGAAUCCUUUCAGAACUGGAAAACUUGUAAUGUUUCAAGUCACUUAUGACCGGGAAUGGCAUUAUUUUGAAAUCAUCUUUUUUGUAAUAUUGGGUGCAUUUGGCGGUUUAUAUGGCACAUUAGUCACAAGAUUCAAUAUCAAAGUUCAAUAUUUCAGGAAAAAGUAUUUAAAAGAUUAUGCAGUGGCAGAAGCAGUUAUACUUGCUGGUAUUACUGCACUAUUUGGUUAUCUUAAUAUAUUUAUGAAAUUAGACAUGACUGAAGCUCUGGGAAUCCUUUUUGAGGAAUGUGAAGGGAAGAAACAUUAUGAUUAUGAAGAUCUUUGCAAAAACUCGGAUUUUUCGAAAGGAUCAGAGAUUGUUAGAAUUAUGGUACUAUUAUUAAUAGCAACCAUUCUUCGAACUUUUUUCAUUAUAAUAACAUAUGGAUCAAAAGUUCCCGCUGGUAUAUUUAUCCCUUCGAUGGCCGUUGGAGCAACUUUUGGAAGGUUUUUUGGUCUUUGCGUGAAAUCUCUGCACACUGCAUAUCCUACGUUUCCAUUAUUUGCAUAUUGCAAACCGGAUGUACCAUGUGUCACACCUGGGAUGUACGCAUUCUUGGGUGCUGCUGCUGCUUUAAGCGGUGUCAUGCAUCUUACAGUUUGUAUAGUCGUCAUUAUGUUCGAAUUGACAGGGGCUUUGACAUAUAUUUUACCUACAAUGAUUACUUUGAUGAUAACUAAGACUGUUUGUGAUAUGUUUGGCAAGGAUAAAGAAGAGUAUUCGUUUGGAGUUCCAGAUAUAACUGUAAUGACAGCAUCGGGCUUAAAAUUGGAUGAAAUUGAUCAAAUUCUGCUAGAAACAAAUUUUCAGGGGUUUCCUGUUGUACAAGAUAAGAAAAGUAUGAUGCUGUUGGGAUAUAUUGGUCGUGUAGAGCUAAAAUAUGCUAUAGAUAAAGCAAAGAGAGUCCGAGGAGCAUCCAAUACUGCACAUUGUUUUUUCAACCCUGACGAUACUACAUUUAUUAAUAGCGGUGGUAAUGGAGAAGGAUCAUCAAAUUUCAUCGAUUUUGCUCUUUUUAUUGAUCAGACACCAAUCACAGUCCAUCCACGCCUACCACUAGAAACAGUUAUGGAUUUAUUUAAAAAAAUGGGUCCACGUGUCAUUCUAAUAGAACACGUUGGUAGGUUAGUUGGUCUUGUAACAGUGAAAGAUGUAUUAAAAUAUAUUGCUCGAAGGGAUGCCGAAGAGCAAAAUAAAGAUGCUAGUAGCGAUGGUCGUACAGAACCAGCAUCUAGUUAUUUUAAUGAUGAAAGAAAUUUACCAAGAAAGCGUAGUAUAAUUUCAUUAACAGAAUUGGGAAAAAGAAAUGUGCAUAAGUAA